CGCGCGAGCGCGCCCGCAGACGUUGCUCAGGCUUCAAGAUGGCGGAAGCCCUGACAACUCAGGAGGAGGUGGCGGUGGAGGAGUUUCUGGCUGAGGUGAGGUGUAGAGAACAGUCACAGAAUGCCGCCCUCGUCAGUCAGAUGACAGCAGUCAAGUUCCUCAUGGCACGAAAGUUUGAUGUCCCUAGAGCCAUAGACCUUUUUCAGGCUUACAAGAAUACCAGAAUAAAGGAAGGUAUCUACAAUAUUAACCCUAAUGAAGAACCUCUGAGGACUGAGUUGUUGAAUGGCAAGUUCACGGUUCUGCCAGGACGUGAUGCAAAGGGUGCAGCCUUGGCACUCUUUACCGCUCGCCUCCAUCGGCCUGAUGUCACUACCCAUAAGGCUGUUCUUCAAGCCAUCAUAUAUCAGCUGGACAAGGCAAUAGAAAGCAUUCAGACUCAGAGAGAUGGUCUUAUAUUUAUCUAUGACAUGACAAACUCCACCUAUGCCAACUUUGACUACGAACUCUGUGUGAAGAUUUUAAACCUCCUCAAAGGUGCUUUCCCUGCCCGGUUAAAGUGUGUGUUCAUCGUGUCGUCGCCUCUCUGGUUUCGAGCACCGUUUGCCGUGCUGCGUCUUUUUGUGCGAGAGAAACUAAGAGAAAGGGUAUGUACAGUCAAAGCUCAUGAACUGGCCAAUCACAUCCCAGUCAGCUCCCUCCCAGAACACCUUGGAGGCUCAUCACAGUACAGCCACAUUGCAUGGAUCCAGUCAUGUGUCAACUCCAGCCCAAAUAACCAAACAAAUGCGCCCUACGCCACAGCGGACUGCCUGGGAAGCUUACUGCACUCUUACUCAUUAGAGCAAAACCAGACAGCCAGCAGUAACCCCCUAACUGCCAACACCUCCGCCCAGGUGGGAGCUACCCUCCUAGGAGAUGGACUUAACUCAAACUGCCCCCACUUGGAUGACGGAAACGCCAACCUCCAGAACCACGCCCACUGGAACGGCUCAGCACUGCCAGGAUCAGGGGUUAUUGCGGGCUCUAACGCCAAUGUUGUGAACGGCCGGGGUCACCAGCCACCCCCACAGUCGGACACGCCCCCAGACACGCCCCUGCACCAAAAACACAGCUCAGAAACAGGGGUCAACUCUGUGAAGAGAGGCGGCAUGCCUGUCGAUAACUUCAGGCACGAAGGACACGGUGCAAAAGACAACCAACAGGAAGUUAACUUUCUCGAAGAGGAGGUGGAAGCUGGAGACGGAGUGCCUCCUCUUCCUCAGAAAUCCUCAAGGCCUACACCGCUGUCUCGCAGCCCCGUCCAGGACAUGAGCUGGCUGCCUGGAAUAGGUGGGGAGGCAUCUGUGAUGUCUGUACAUAUUGCAGAGCCAGGGGGCAUGAGCGUGCAGGAUCUGGUUCAGCAUGUGAAGCGCAAGAAAAAGAAAGGCAUCUAUCAGGAGUAUGAGGAGAUCCGUAAAGAACCGCCUGCUGGAACCUUUGACUACUCAAAGAAACCAGCAAACCAGAUCAAAAAUCGCUACAGUGACGUCCUCUGUUUGGAUGAAUCUCGUGUCCGUCUUUGUCCGCUCGACGACGAGGACGACGAGACAUCUGACUACAUUAAUGCUAGCUUCAUGGAUGGCUACAAGAUGACUAAUACUUACAUUGCUACUCAGGGGCCUUUGCCAAAAACUUUUGGCGAUUUCUGGAGAAUGGUGUGGGAGCAAAUGGUAUUAAUCAUUGUCAUGACCACAAGAGUUGUGGAGCGAGGGCGGGUAAAGUGCGGUCAGUACUGGCCGUUGGAAGCAGGCCGCACUGAAGAGUAUGGGUACUUCCUGGUGAGAAACGUCCAUAUUGAGAUGUUUCAGGAUUUUAAACUCUCUCAUCUGGAGCUCUAUAAUAGUCAGACUGGCGAGUGCAGAGAGGUGUCUCACUACCUAUACGUGAGUUGGCCAGACUUCGGGGUUCCAAAAUCUGCUUCGGCUAUGUUGGAUUUCCGGGCGCAGGUGAAACAGAGGCAGGAGCUCGCAUUGCGAACGCUGUAUCCUGAUUGGACAGGACCUCCAGGGGGCCCUCCAGUAGUGGUUCAUUGCAGUGCUGGAAUCGGAAGGACAGGUACGUUCUGCACGUUGGACAUCUGCCUUUCGCGGCUGGAAGACAUCGGCACGGUGGAUAUCAAGCAGACGGUGCGCCGCAUGCGCACGCAGCGCGCCUUCAGCAUCCAGACCUGGGACCAGUAUUACUUCUGCUAUAAAGCUGUGAUCGAGUACGCCCAACAGACAGGCCGCCUGCAGCCCGUGGAGUGGUCCGACACAGAGCUGGAGACAGACAGCGAGUGAGACAGCAGGGUGAACGACAGAGAGAGGGAGGAGAGAGACAGUUCUGUUCCUCCCUGCAGAUCUACGCAGAAGCAGAUCCCUGCCUGCCUGUGUGCUCAGAGCUUUUCCUCACUGGGCUAAACUGCAGGAAGACGGGAGAUAAAAGAGAAGAACAGAAAAGAAGCAGAGGAGAGGAUUCUUUUAUCCUGCCACUUUUCAAACCCUCUUUUUAAAUAAAAAAAAAAAACAAAACAAUCGACAAAAAAAAAACAGAACAACACCUACGAUCCAGGUGAGGUCUGUAUAUCGUGGAUUGGUGUACGUACGAGUUGUAGCAUUUUAUUCUUUUUAUUAUUAAUUUUCAUUUUUUGACUUGCACAUGUGGAAUGACAAACUUGAAGUAUUACCCAGUUUACUCGUUUUCCUUUUAUUUCCUGUUCUGUUUCAUUUCGUAUUACCUGCUUACAAUAUUCAGAUCUCAGUGUCACAUGAGGUUAAUGUCAUACCUUUAAAAAAAACAAACAUAUAAAAACUAAAGAGAGAAAGAAAAAAAAUUGAAUGAAAUUGGUGUGUGAAAUCUUGAAAAAUUUUGUCGCAACAAAAAAAGUCCCAACAAGUUUUUUUUUUUUCCCCAUUUCUUUCUUUUCUUUACUUUCCUUUUUUUACGUAACUUGUUCGUACAUGGUUAACUAACCCUCAAGCCAAAGGUAUCGCCUUGAAUUGAAUGCUUUGAUGUAUGUGUAUGAUAAUGAUGAUGAUGAUUAUCAUUGUGACUUAAAACCUUGUAUAUUCUUGUAAGAUACGUUUAUAUAUUGUGCAUAACACCUUUGGAAAAAAAGCCUUGUUUUAAUAUAAUACUCUUGAUGUUCAGAAGUAUAUAUGAAAAAAGUAUAAAUAUAUGUAUAAAUAUAUAUGUUGGAUUAGAACAAUAAGGAAGGAGGAGAGAUAAAGAUAUCACGAUAUCACAGAGAGAGAGGAAAAAAAAAACUAUGCUAUACAUCAUAUAUCUGUGCGAGUUCUGGUCCUGCAUCCAGUUUUUAUCCGUUCCAUUUCCUUACUUGACGAUUUUCCGAGAUUUGGCCUUAAAUCCAGGGCUCAUAUUCACCAAGUGACCCAGAAUAGGAGGGCUGGUAAUGCUAGUUUUCGUAAAAUUAGCGUCAACACAAAAAAAGAAAGAAAAAUAGUCUUGGGUCGACGUAUAUUGUUAGUGCAUUUCUUUUUUGCAUGCGUGAGUGAUGAGAGAACGUCCCUUCUGAUCAAAGGUGAGCACAGUCGUGACUUUCUUUAUGGUGACUGUGUUUAUUUUAUAAUGUGAAGUCUAUGCCUGCGGCCUUCUUAUCCUAACUGGCCUCUGAAAUUUUUUCGUUCCUAAAAUGCACCAAAUGUAGCUUAGUUUCUCAAGUUUGUUGUUUCUGAUUCUUUAAAUUUAAAUGAAUGGCUUAAGUAGGCCUGUCACAAUAACUAAUACAUUUCUUGGAUGAUAUAAUGGUUCAGAAAUAAAUGCAAUAAAGAGUAUUAUCAUCUUAACGCCAUUUUAUGUCACUGGUAUAAUUAUAGUAUAAUAGCGUAUCAAUGCAGCCGCAUAUCUUUUAAUUGUUAAAAAAUAUUCAGAUUUUGGUACUGGAAUAUAAAAUCUCUUACCAACCCAAGUAAAUCAAAUAAUAAUAAAAAAAAACACUUGUUGUAAACAAAGUUCAACCUAAGUAACGUAAUGAGCAGUGUUGUGGUUAUGUCCAUAUGUUGUUCGGUAGAUAAGUUGAUGAUGACCUAAUUAUUGUGACAGGCCUUAGCUUGAGCAAGUCUGUAGUGUUUAGCAUCACCGAGUAGUGAUCUGAUCCUAGAUCAGCUCUCCUCAUUCUUAGACGAAUUGUGAAUACUGGCCCUAAACCUUAAAUCACUGCCUUGUUAAAAAAAGAAGAAAAAAAAAGUGAAUUCUGCUGCCCUCGAUCCUUUUUCCUGUUGUUUUUUUACUCCUUUUCUAUUUCCUGUUUGAACCUCCUUUACCCAUCACCCCACAAACUGCGGCCCUGUCUCAAUCCAACGUCCUGCACUUCUCCUGCUUCAACUUCUACUUGUACAUUGGGUGAAUGUUGCUGCGUCUAUGUUAUAUGGCUGUGUGAUAAAACGUGUUUUUAUUGGUAUUGAGAUAAAGGUUUUCAUGAUUUCAUAACAAGGCUGGAGGUAGAGCGAGGCUCACACCAAACUAUUACUUCUCUUGAGUUUGGCCAGUCUAAAUGCUGAAUUUUUUUUUUAUAUAUAUCGUUUUAACAGCAUUCUUAGCAUCACAUGUUGGCCAGAUUAAAAAAAAAAUGGAUUUGGCAACAUUACUAAUACUUUGAUUUAGCCAAUAACCACUAAAGGUUGUCCAAAGUUGUUUGAAUUAAAGAUGUUUGGGCAGAUUUUGUUUAUAGUUUGGAAAAUUGGACAGUGGUCAAGCUGAGCAGUGGAUUGCUAAAGGCCUAUAGCAAAGCCUAUAUAUCUGCUGGUUAACUAGCUACUUUAGGUCAUCAUAUGCAUUUUGAAAGAAAGCAGGUGCAAUUAAGUAUUAUUACCGUAUUAUUCCAUAAUUCCCACGUGAAGGGGAGCUAAAAUUGGCUUUUGCAAGUUUUUAUUUUUCUGUUUCACUUUAAAUUCUGCAGCCUCUGCUCUGGCUAAUGUAUCAAAGCUGGGGAUCUGGCGCUUUCCUCCGAGCCAGUUGUUUUGGUGCAUUGGCGGAAGUUUGCAAGGAGCCAAUGGCUGACUACUCAUAUAUCAAAGGAGUGAUUAUGGAGAGUUCUAGAGCGGGAGUGAAUGGUUUUAUCGGCUAAGCUAAACAAUAAUAAAUAAUUCAAAGUUCACUUCAUUGAUCAAGUGGUGUAGCAUAGUGGAUAACAGCACCCCUGCUGGUCCUACAGCUGACUGGCAUUUCAUUCUCCAGCUAAAAGUUAAAAGUCCUUGGUUGAGACUUCUAAAAAAAUAUCUGAAAUAUAAUUUUCAUACCUAAUCAAUCAAUAUUUGCAUUGCAGAUUCACUCGAACUAGAUUAAAAAGCCAAAUAUCGUAAAUUAGUAGUUGUUUGAGGACAAAUUGCAGGAAGUGUGGGCAGUCUGAAUGAGCACGGAUUGGGACAGGGCCGCUGGCUGUGCAGAGUUGGAGCCCAGAGGUCAGCCCGGCCUCCGUUAUUUUGUGCCUUCGAGGUUUCCGUAGCGCAGCAUGUCGAGCAGAAGAACUGAUCUCGUAAAAGGAUUUUUUUUUUUUUUUUAAUCUCAGGGGUAAAUGUGCUGUUGUUGUCCUGGUGUCAAAAAAAAGAAAAGUUUUUAUCGUUUUUGCUCUCUGGCGAUGAUUAUUUCAACACAAAGCAUAGCUUUUUUUUUUGUAUCACAUAUGAUGACUUGUAUUAUAUUCUCUUUUUAUUUAUGUCUUUGUACUUUGAACUUCAGCAGUAUUGAAAUUUGAAUGUCGGUACGAUGGAAAAGAAGAAGUGGAAAAAAAGGACAAACUAUUUGAAUCCGAUAAGCUAGAAAAAUUGAACACUGACUUAUUCGGGUGUUACAUGCAGUUUUUUUUUUUUUAUAUUAUUAUUAUUUGAAAUGAUGUUACUUGCUGUUGUACAUUUUUGGGAGCUGCUCUCAGAAUGAAAGAAUGUUCAUGUGAUUGGAUCAGUUAUCUGUUGCUGUUUGAUGUCUGAUGUUACAAAAGCCUCCUGCUGACCAUUUGUUCUACCGUUUCAUUCUCCUGACUGUUGGAGGGAUUUGAGGGAAUGCUUCCUAAACCUGGUCACUUCAUAAGUCUUCGGUGUUUGAAUUAUCCUGAUAAAUCCUGAUAAAAAUGCAAGUGUAAACUAGAGCUGGGUGAUAUGGCCCAAAAAAUAGAUCUUCGAUUUUUUUUUUAAUCUGAUUUUCGAUUUAAAUCUAUUUUUCCCCUUCUAAAAAUCAAAUUGAAAAUGAUAAAGAAAUGGUUAAAAACUAGUUUUGAUUUAUUAAGUUCUCACUUAACUCUCCCCUUUGUGGUUAAAGUGCAACCAGACACAAGCAAAAAAAAAAAAACAAUUGUAAACUGUGAGAACAUCUAGUAACUUUUAGAAAGAUUUCUCCAACAUAGUUUAGGUACUGACACAAUGCACCAUCAAUAAAUAAAUAGAAAGAAAUAAAAUUGUGCCCUUUUUGAUAAAACUUACAAAAUAGAAAACAAGUACAAUUUAAAAUGCUAUUAAGUAAAGAAUUUUCCCCAUUGGGCUUAAUUUGUAAAACAAAGCUUUUAAAUAAGUGCCAGUGUUCUAUAAAAUGAGAUGAUCUUUUCUCAUGAAUAUGAAACAAAUCAUGACAAAUCAUGCGCGUGGGAGGGAGGGAGAGAGGAGCGGGGCUGCGCGAGGGGGAGAGAGGCGGGGCUGCGUGAGGGGGAGAGGGGCGGGGCUGCGUGAGGGAGAGAGGGGCGGGGCUAAGCUCAUUCUGAAAAACACAUCGUCCUUAACUGUAAAUUCGAAUUAAUGGAUAAAAUCGAUUAAUUGCCCAGCUCUAGUGUAAACACACCCAAGGCCCAAUUAAAACAGAUGACAACAAAUCGUAUCACUCAGACCACGUUCCAAUCUGAUUAGGACACUGGUACUAGUGACAUGACGUGACCCAGGUGUAAACUGAGCAAUUGGGGAUCAAUUUGUUUAGUGUUUGUCACUGGCAUAAUGUUUAUGAUCUGAUGCUAUAUUUCUAUUAACUCUUGCUUACAUUUACAUUUGCUGCUUUUUAAAUGUUUUAAUUUGAUCCUCAAAUAUUUGCCAACAUUUAAGGAGAAUGAGAUAAAGAGGGUGAUCAGCUGGAUAUAUAAAUAUACAGUACCAGUCAAAAGUUUGGACACACCUCCAAUAACAGUGUUUCGUUAUUUUAAAAAAUGUUUCUGCAUUGUGAUUAAAACUCAUCUUCUAAGUCAUCCAAACUAUGAAGCAAAACAUCCGUAAUUAUUUAUUUAACAAAGUAGAAUAUUUUAGAUUCUUCAGAGUAGGCAUCUUGGUAAGAAAAGGUUACUUUAAGAAAUGAAGGUCAGUCAAUCAAAAAAAUGUCAAAUUUGAAUGUAGGUGUAGUCGCAAAGGCCAUCAAAAUAAUCUAACGAAACUGGCUCUCAUCAGGACCGCCCCAGGAGAGGAAGAGCAAGCAUUACCUCUGUUGCACAAGAUAAGUUUAUCAGAGUUACCAACCUCAGAAACCGCAAGUUAGCAGCUCCCUAGAUAAGAGCAUCUAAAAGCUUCUUAUUUUUAUUUAGUUUGGUUUGUUUAACACUUUUAAGUUACUGCAUAAUUCAAUAUGUGUUCCUUCAUAGUCUGGAUGACUUAAGUAUUAAUUUAUAAUGUAGAUUUAAAAAUAAUACAUUCAAUAAAAACAUUGAAUAAGACAGUGUGUCCAAACUUUUAACUCGUACUGUAUAUGGUUAAUUAGAGCUGGGCAAUAUGACUAUAUUUUAUGAUAUUGUGAUCUUUUUUUUUUUCUUGUGUCGACAGUAUGUUUUUUUGAAGCAUAUUGAGAUUUGUUAAAUGUUAAAAGAACAACACUGACCCCAACUGGUACAUUUCAUUACAGAAACAGUAAACAAAUGGAUGAUUUGCAGCUAAAAUAACAGUUUUAAAGCAGUUGAAUGUCAAAAUAAUUACAAAUAAAUAAUACAAAUUAUAUACAGGGAAAAAUGUUUGUUGAAAAUAUCAUGGUAUUGUUUUACAUAUCGCCCAGCUCUAUGGUUAAUGACAUCACACGCAGUAAAGGAAGUACGAUUUUUAAAAAAAAUCAGAAUUGAAUUGAAAUUGAUUGUUGAGUCGAAAUCAGCUCAAGCUGUUGCUCUUAAUACAUUGGUUACCUCCUCAAGAAUCUUCUAGAAUGGUGUCAUUAAGCUUCUACGCUGACAUAGCCGCGAAUGUGGGGGAGGUGUGUGUAGAGGAAUCUACUUGUAUCCAUUGUGUACUGGUUUGUACUGGUUGGAUGAACGUUAUUACCGAUCAGGCAUGAUGAUCCGUCUUUAAUCAUGCCUGAUUGAUUGUUUCUGAAGCUAAAUUCUUGGAUGGUUGUUGCUGGGUUGAAGUAAUGAUGUGAAAGACGAGCGUGUGGAAGGUGAACUUUAGACUCUGAAUUAUUUAAGGCUGAUGGGAAUGCAUUUUUUUUUGUUUUGUUUUGUUUCUUUUAUUUGUUUUCUUUUUUGUGAUUGAGUAAUGGCCUUUUUAUUUGCCGUCUGCAUAAAGUGUCAUUGCAGCAUCUGCAUUAGUAAACAUGACUAUUAUUCUGAAUCAGCUGCUCUGUUUGUGUGUUUUGGAUGCAUCAAGCAUGACAUUAUGAACACCACCUUGUUUCCACAACCGUUAUCCACCGUUAACCGUUUGUUAGCUCCACUGAUCGUUUAGAACACUGUAGUUCUGUAAUAAUAGACUGUAGACCUGUAUCUGUUUCAUUGCAUAUUUUAUUACCCUUCUUUCACUUUGUUCUUUCACAGGACCACCAGAGAGCAGCUAAUAUUUGGGUGGUAUGUCAUUCUCAGCACUGCAGUGAGUUGCAGUGGCGAGGUAGUGUGUUCUUCCCCCAGAAAGGUCUUCUAAUAAAGGACUAGAGCACGAUCAACACAAACUGUUCAGCACAUGAUGAGCUUCUGUCUAUGACUUUACAUCGACAAGGUGGAACAGCUGAGUAGGAGAGAAACUGCGGCGGAGCUGGAGGAACAGCAGCCCACCUGAGAGGAGCUUCAGACCGGCCCUGAGAUUAAUCCCUGGUUGAGGGACCCUCUGUUUGCAACGCCUGCACCAUCGAGGAAGGCCACAGCGGACAUUCCAUCAAAACGCUAAAGAAUGCCAUGAGGGACAUGAGGGUCCUGAAACACCAGCCAGCGUUCUCUAAAACGAAGGUUCUACAAAGGGUUUUCUGAGCGAUGCCUAAGAAGAACCACUUUCAGAUUUGUUUUUAAAUGGGAUGUGGGUGUGAAGAACUUUUUACCCUGGUAAAAAACCUUUAUGUCGAGUCAAGAGAAAAUUAAACAAUGUGUUCUUAAAGUUACUGUGUACCUUAUCUUAUUUUAUUGUUAAAAGUUUCCCAUCUUCAUGUGCCUAACAACUUUCAGAAGACCUGAUGGACCUGGUGGAGCAGUUCAAGAUCUAAUCAUGUGGAACAUCAUGCUUAUGCACUUUCUGAAACCUUGCUUUUUUAGUGUGGCCUUAAAAUAACAAAGUAAAGAAAAACAUUUUUGAAAAA
Molecule: messenger RNA, 9492 nt
Organism: Astyanax mexicanus (Mexican tetra)
Lineage: Eukaryota; Metazoa; Chordata; Actinopteri; Characiformes; Acestrorhamphidae
Gene: ptpn9b
Product: protein tyrosine phosphatase non-receptor type 9b
Exons: 16
Coding region: 39-2321 (760 amino acids)
Biological process (GO): protein dephosphorylation
Molecular function (GO): protein tyrosine phosphatase activity
Source: RefSeq, a predicted model, not a curated record